CUCCUCGAACUCAGUAAACUACUGCUGAGACCGUAACAAAGCUUUUGGUCUCUUUCUUUCUUUCCGACCACAACACAUACUCAAGUUAACCAAAACCCCCAAAAAAAUAGAAAAUCAAAACACCAAGUUACAAAUAAAAAAACGAAAGAAGAAGCCAUCUUCAUCCUCGAGAUCUCUCUGGCCAUUCAGCAGCAGUCAAGUACCCCUCCAAAACCCUAAGUUUUUACCCUACAAUGGGCUCCAAUGUCUCCCCCCACGACUUCCCUUCCUCCGAACAGAAUUCUGCCCCCGACCCCGCCCCCGCCCCCGCCCCCGCCCCCGCCGCCGAGCCCCCGCCGCCGAAGCCCCACCGGCAGCUAGCCCUCUCCCGGAAGAGCGCGUCCGGCCCUUCCCGGGACCGGCACACCAAGGUGAACGGCCGGGGCCGCCGGAUACGGAUCCCGGUGCUCUGCGCGGCACGGAUCUUCCAGCUGACCCGGGAGCUCGGCCACCGCUCCGACGGCGAGACCAUCGAGUGGCUCCUCCGCUGCGCCGAGCCCUCCAUCAUCGCGGCCACCGGCUACGGCAGCAUGCCCGCGGAGCCCGUCACCACCGCCGUGGGCGCGCUCCCCCCGUCCAAGGCCCCCUCGUCCGCCCCGUGCCCGGUCGCGCCGCUGGCGCUGGCUCCCCCGGCGCCGCCCGGCCACGGGGCGUUCCCGAUCCCGCCGCCGGACUGCCGGCUGGACCUGAGCCAGCCGAACGGGUUCGACUUCUCGGCCGGCGGCAUGACCAACGGUUACCGCCACAUGCCCUUCACGGCGUUGCUGUUGCAGCCGGCGGCGGCGGCGGAGGAGGCGGAGGAGAGGCAGCACAGGGAGAUUCUUGGUUAAGAAAGAAUAAGGCCCUUUAAGUCGAGUGUCUUUUGGGGGGGACUUCUGGUAAAGAAUAUAUGACAUGAUUUAUGGUCUUCUUCGCUCUCAAUGUGUAUUUCUUCUCUUUUUGCUCUUUCUUUUUUCUUCGUUUUUUCAUAGUUUAUGGAGACGGGGGGGGCCUUAAGUUAGAAGGAUGAAGAAGAUGGACAAUGUUAGGAGUUGAAUCGCGAACGUAUUAAUCGAAAAGGAAAUUAGAAAA
This is a messenger RNA of Syzygium oleosum, 1110 nucleotides long. Its product is annotated as transcription factor TCP11. The record is from RefSeq and is a predicted model, not a curated record. Lineage: Eukaryota; Viridiplantae; Streptophyta; Magnoliopsida; Myrtales; Myrtaceae. Gene Ontology annotation, cellular component: nucleus. The transcript has a single exon. Gene Ontology annotation, molecular function: DNA-binding transcription factor activity; sequence-specific DNA binding. Bases 234 to 869 code for a protein of 211 amino acids.